Messenger RNA from Racocetra fulgida, 471 nucleotides. NCBI's taxonomy places the organism in Eukaryota, Fungi, Glomeromycota, Glomeromycetes, Diversisporales, Gigasporaceae. The record is from the annotation of a GenBank genome assembly.
AUGAACCGAAACCUUGCUUUAUUACUCGUUUUUUUAGCUGUCAUUUCUAUUGCCAAUGCUAUUCCACAACUAAAUAAAAGACAAACUAUAUUUAAGAAAUGUCCAAAUCCAGCACCAGAUAAUGCAACCACUAUCAAUAAAGUAACAAUUCAGCCUGAUCCUUUGGUGCCUAAUAAGCCAGGCAAAAUUACAGGUUCUGCAACAACAGAAACUGAGAUUACUGAAGACUACGUAUUUGCUUUUUUUAUUACUGAUUUGAGCUUCAACUAUACACCAAUUUGUGAUGACGGUAAAACUAAAAGUCCAACUAAAGAAUAUAAUAUUGAUCUUACAUUCGAUGUCCCCAAUGUUACUCAAUCCGACAUCAUGAUAGCUACAAUUCUUAAUUCUAAAACAAACUUAACAAUAGCUUGUGGGCCACGAUAUGGUAUGCAAAAUCAAGAAUUAAUUUGGAAUAACUUUAUCAAUAAA